CGCGUCUGCGCUCCUCCGCAGGUCCGCGAGAUCCCAGGCAGCCAGCCUCGCCUCGGCUGCGGCUUGCUUUAUUGUGGUUUUCGUCUUACCGUGCUUGUUCUGAAAACCCCAUCGAACUUGGGGUCGUUUUCCAGAGCCAUGAAGGUAGCGCUGCCCAAGGACCUGGAGCAGGAAGCCAAACUCGCCAAGAGGUCAUAUGCGGAGCUGUGCAGGCAGCAGCGGGUCUUCAACGCCAGGAACAGGAUCAUCGGGGGAGACACACAAGCCUGGGAUAUUCAGGUUCAUGACCAGAGGAUAAAAGAAGCAACGGAAAAAGCUAGGCAUGAAACCUUUGCUGCUGAAUUGAGGCAAAAUGACAAAAUCAGGUGCAUAUUAGACGACCGGGAGAAGAGAGAUAGGAAGUAUCUCUGCCGAGCUAUCAACGACUUCCAACAGAACUGUCAGAAUCCAGAGACUCGCCGAGAAUUUGAUCUAUCUGACCCACUAGGCCUUAGGAAAGAGCUUCCAGCCCGGCAGUCAGACAGGGAUUUCCGGAACACAAUAUCAGGGAUGCAGAAGUUUAUGGGCGAAGACCUAAACUUCCGGGAGAGGAAGAAAUUCCAAGAAGAACAGAUGAGAGAAUGGUCCUUACAACAGCACAGAGAAUGGGAGAAAGCCCGUGCUGACCAAAAGUUUGCAGAGGACCACCACACACAGACCAGGCUGAAGUUUGAUGAGACAGCCAGACACCUACAGAAGCUGGAAAGCACCACCAGGAAGGCUGGCUGUGCAGCUGUGAAAGAGUUCAACAAGAACCAGGCCAUGGAGUCAGCGGGAAGGAGGAAACAAGAGAAAAGGCAAGAGCAGGAGGACAACGUGGCUGAGAUCUCCAACCUGCUGCGGGGGGACCUGCUCUCCGAGAACCCGCAGCAGGCGGCCAGCGCCUUGGGGCCGCACCGCGUGGUCCCCGACCGCUGGAAGGGCAUGAGCCGGGAGCAGCUGGAGGACAUCCGCCUGGCCCAGAAGCAGCAGAUCCAGGAGAAGCUGCGGCUCCAGGAGGAAGCGCGCCAGCGGGACCUGGACUGGGACCGGCGGCGGGUGCAGAGGGCUCGCGUGGAGCUGCUGGACGAGCGGCGGCAGCAGCGGCAGCAGCGUGACCAGCGCAGAGCCCUGGACCGCGGCAACCUCAGCCUGGCCACCGAGCGGCGUCUGCAGAAAAAGUAUAUGGAUGAAAUCCAUGCAAAUCAACCCACGGAAGAUUAUUUUGCUCAAUUUAAUACAAGGAGCCGAUAAUGCACAUGACCCCUCAGUCUGCGAAUAAAGUGUGGCCGCCUCAAAGCA
Chinchilla lanigera (long-tailed chinchilla) is the source of this 1320-nucleotide messenger RNA. RefSeq names its product RIB43A domain with coiled-coils 2 (gene Ribc2). Lineage: Eukaryota; Metazoa; Chordata; Mammalia; Rodentia; Chinchillidae. The coding region runs from base 139 to 1272 and encodes 377 amino acids. The record is from RefSeq and is a predicted model, not a curated record. The transcript has 7 exons.